Messenger RNA from Hirsutella rhossiliensis, 831 nucleotides. RefSeq lists its product as uncharacterized. The record is from RefSeq and is a predicted model, not a curated record. The coding region runs from base 1 to 831 and encodes 276 amino acids. NCBI's taxonomy places the organism in Eukaryota, Fungi, Ascomycota, Sordariomycetes, Hypocreales, Ophiocordycipitaceae. The transcript is spliced from 3 exons.
AUGCUCGCGUCAGGCUUGCCUCUGGCAGUGCUAAGCACGCUCGUGUUCGCUCCGACGCUGCACGCCGCAGCGAAAUGCUAUGGGGUCGACGGGACCCCAUCCGACGACAGCCAACGGCCGUGCAAUCCCGAUGCCGAGUUCAGUCCCUGCUGCGCCACCAACAAAGACAAAGCCGACAUCUGCAUGUCCUCGGGACUGUGCUAUGCCCAGGACGCGGGUUACGAAGGCUUCAUAUACUCCAACGGAUGCACAGACCCCACGGGAAGGGCAGAGGCAUGCCCUCACUUUUGCCCCGAUCAAACCAACGACUGGAAGGGCGGCCCUGCCGUCAGCUCGUACAAUGUCCUUCAAUGCAACGAGGGCGGCAGGUACUGCUGCCGCAAGGCUUUGGAACCGGAAAACUGCUGCGGUAACAAGAGCGCGGUUAUGACCAUCAACGUUGGCCAGCUGCGGCUUGCGACGAGGACGAGGACGAGGACGAGGACGGGGGAUGCGGGCGCAACCACGACGGUCACGUCGACGAGCUGCGACUUGGCGCAAUCCAGCGGAUCUUUGAAUAGGCAGUGCCCCAAAGACAACUCGGCUAUUGUCGGCGGUGCUGUUGGGGGCGUACUCGGUGCUGCGCUCCUGGCCUCCCUGGCUGCCCUUGCCGUCAUGUGCUUGCGAAGACCAAAAGAACACUAUACUCACAACGGCCCCAUGGAAUACUCCAACAUUGCCGUCUCUGGCGGCCAUCCGCACGAACUUUCUGCGAGACCAGUCCACGAAAUGCAGGGGAGCCAGGUGAGGAGUGACGUGGACUCCUCGCUUGGUAGCCAGAAGCCGUACUGA